GUUAACCAAUUGCAGAUAUAUAGAUUAAUAAAAAAUUACUUAUUGCAAAAGCAUUUGUUAAACCAUUGAUACUUAUAUAGAGAUAUAGGAGAUUAUCCGAUUGAAAAAAAAAUUAUUAAUAAAUUGGGUUAAUGCUGUCGCUUUACAUUGGUGUGUAUAAGGCAUUAUAUGAGUACACAGCUCAAGCCGACGAAGAAUUAACCCUUCAACCGGAUGAUAUUUUAUAUUUGUUAGAAAAAUCUGAAAUUGAUGAAUGGUGGAAAGUUAAAAAGAGAGUUUUACCUGUAGGAGAUGAAGAAGUUGAUGAACCAGUUGGUUUAGUACCAUCAAAUUAUAUUGAACUGGCACCUAUAUUAAAGACUGCAACAGCCGUUUUCGAUUAUGAUAAACAAACUGAAGAAGAAUUAUCAUUUACUGAGGGUGAAAAAUUCAAUGUUUAUGAUUUAAAUGAUCCUGAUUGGAUAUUGGUAGGUAAUAUUGCUCAAACUCAAUUUGGAUUUAUUCCUUCAAAUUAUAUUGAACUUGAUAGUGGAGCUACUACAAGUUCAAUUCCAGUUCCUUCACAAUCUCAGCCAUUGCAACCUCAACUUCCUAUUUCUGCAUUUGCACCUCCUCCACUUCAUAGAGAUAGAUCUGAAUCUGCACCACCAGAACCAGUUGCACAAGCAGUUUCUGAACCAGCUGCCGCAAUUAACUACUCAUAUGAACCAAGUCCACAAAAGCUUCCUCAAAGACAAGAACAAUAUUCUAAUCAUUAUGAAGAAGAAGAAGCUCCACCUAUGCCAUCAAGACCAGGAACUUCAAGUAAUCUUUCUCCAGUUGUUAAUCUUAAUAAACCUCAACCUGAACUUCCAAUUAAUGAAUCACCUGGUACAAGAAGUGGAGGUGAAAAAGUAGAAGAUUUACAUCAAGAACAUAGUUUUGAUGGUGAAUUUUUUACUUGGUAUAUUGAUGAAGUUGAUGGUCGUAAGAAGAAACCAGUUGUCUUUUCUAUAGGUCAAGGUUUAGUUAUUAUUAGACCCAAUAAUAAAGAUAAUGAUAAUCAAUGGAGACUUAAAGAUUUAAUUGACUUUAAUCAAGAAAAGAAACAUGUAUUUUUAGAUUUAAAGAAUCCAAAAGUUUCAAUUGAAUUGCAUUGUGGAACUAGAGAUGUUGCCGAAGCAAUUUCUUCUAUUUUAGGUGAUUUGAAAGGUGCUGAGCAUGCUAAAGGAUUAAAAGAAAUUGCUAAGGCUUCUCAAGCAACUACCAAUGAAAAGAAUAAAAAAAUUGGUAGAUUAAUAUAUGAUUUUGAAGCUCAAGGUCGUGAUGAAUUAAUGAGUAGAGAAGGUGAUGAAGUAUAUAUUGUUGAUGAAAGUAAAUCUAAAGAUUGGUGGUAUUGUGAAAAUAUUGAAACAGGAAAGCAAGGAGUUAUUCCAUCAGCUUAUAUUGAAAUAAUUGGUACAUCUAAUUUAGAUAAAUUAACUGAUGGAGUUAUAAGACAAAAAUCAACAAAAUCUAGUAAAGGUAAAUUAGUUGAAAAUAAUGGUAAAUCAAGUGAUAAGAAAAGUCAUCAUCAUCGUUCAAGAGAUGAAAGAGAAAGAAUUAGAGAAAAGGAUAAAGCUCAAAGAGAUAAGAAACUUGAUUCUCCAUCUAAAAAGGAUGAUAAAUCUGGACCUAAUUUACAUAGAGUUAGAACUUGGAUUGAUAGUUCAGGAUCCUUUAAAGUUGAAGCUGAAUUUUUAGGAUGUAUUGAAGGUAAAAUUCAUUUACAUAAGACGAAUGGUGUUAAAAUUGCUGUUGCUGCUACUAAAUUAUCAGUAGAAGAUUUAGAAUAUGUUGAAAAAGUUACGGGAACCUCAUUGAAGGAUUACAUAGAAGAAGUUGAAAAGCAGCAACAAAAGAGAGCAAAAGCAGCAGCAGCUAAACAACAAUCUCAAUCUCAAUCUCAAUCGCAAUCUCAUACAUCAUCAUCUGGUUCAGGAGCUACUGCAGUUCAAAAGACUCAUUCUGCUACUGCAACUAUUAAUGAUAUUCCACCACCUCAACCAGCUAGACCCAAGACAACUACUAAACUUACUACAUCUGAACCUGAUUAUGAUUGGUUUGAAUUCUUCCUUCAAUGUGGAGUUGAUAUUGGUAAUUGUCAACGUUAUUCUCUUAAUUUCGGUCGUGAACAAAUGGAUGAAAAUAUUCUUGAAGAUAUUUCUCCUACUUUAUUACGUACAUUAGGAUUAAGAGAAGGUGAUAUAAUAAGAGUUAUGAAAUUUUUGGAUAAUAAAUUUGAUAGAAAGAAGUCAACUACUGAUGGUGGUUCUACACCUUCUGGAAGUUUAUUUGUUGAUCCUAAUGGUGCAUUAAAGAAUAAUAAUUCAUCGACUGAUAUUCCAAAAGUUAGUGCUGAUUCAUUACCUUCAGCUUCAGCUACUAAAGUUAAUAAUCCAGAACCUCCAAAGAUUGAUCAUCUUACAACAACAAGUAAAUUUGAAGAUGAUGCUUGGGCUGUAAAACCAGCAGCUAGAUCUAGUGAAGAUCUUCUGAAACCAAGUUCUCAACCUCAAACUCCUCAAUAUACCGGUGCUUUACAAGAUUUAGUUGAUAUUAAACCAGCAGGAUCUAGUACAAAUAUUGUCAAAUCAGUUCCAGCUCCAACUCCAUCAAUUCAACAAGGUCCAUCAGCUCCAGCUCUUACCCCUGUUAAAACUGGUACACUUAUUCAACCAGGUCAACAAUUUACUAUUCAAAAAACUAAUAAUAUUGUUGCUCCUCAAGUUACUGGAGGUCUUGUACCUGUUCAAAAGACUGGAUUAAUUCCAAUUCCAACAGGAGGUAUUUUGGCUUCUCAACCUACUGGAUUUAUGCCAAUUACAGCUCAACCAACAGGAUUUUUACCAAUUCAACAAACUGGUUUACAACCUCAACUUACUUUUGGUAUAGUUCCACUUCAAACUGGUGGUACAACUUUUAAUGUUCAAAAGACUGGAGGUAUAUUACCACCUCAAUUAACUGGAGGAAUUCCAAUAACAUCAUUUAAUCAAGCUCCUCCAUCUUUUGUACCAGCUCAAUUAACUGGUGGCUUACCUCCAACCUCUUUUGGUCAAGUACCAGCUCAAAGAACCGGUGGUGGAUUACCACCAACUACUUUUGGACAAGUUCCUGCUCAAAGGACUGGAGGUUUUGUCCCUCAAUCUGCUUUUGGUCAACAAAUUACUGGAGGUUUUGUCCAACAACAAACUACAUCAUUUGGUAAUCCACCUAUUUCUCAAGCUCCUACUUCAUUUGGAUUUGGUCAAGCUCCUCCACAACCAAUUGCCUCUAAUCCAUUUGGAUUUGGUCAACCUCAACCUCAACCUCAACCUCAACCUCAAUUCCAACAACAGCAACAACCUCAACCACAAGCUGCAUUUGCUACAGGAUUCGGACAACCUCAACCACAGCCAACAUUUGUUAAUGGAUUUGGACAGCCAUCUUAUCAAACGGGAUUUAACCAAUUUCCUGCUCAACAAACUCAACAGCCUGGUUUUAAUCAACCAGAUGUUAAUCAAUUGAAUAAUAUGUUCCAACAAACAAGUAUUAAUCCUGCACAAGCACAAUUUCCCAAUACUUCAUUUGGUCAACAACCACAAUUUGAAGGAUUUGGUGGACAACCAUUACAAAAUCAACCUACUGGUGUAGGAUUUGGUAAUGCACCUUUACAAUCUCAACAAACAGGUGGUAGAAGGGCAAACUUACUGGCAGCCACUCCUGAUAAUCCAUUUGGUUUUUAACCUAAUUUUCUCUAACUACUUUACUUACACUUUACUAUUAUAACUAUACAAAAAAGAAAAUGUUUAGAUAGCAUCUGUACUAAUGAACUCGAACUCAUACUCGUCAUACUACAUAUAAUAUUUCUUAUUCAUUCUUGCCUUAUAUUAUUAUUAAUUACUAAAAAUAUUUCCAAUAUAUAUGAAUUUAACUUUUCCCUGUUGCAUGUGUAAUGCGUAAUGCGUAAUGUAUAAUGUGUAAUGUGUAAUGUGUAAUGCGUAACUUGGUAUACCUCGAAAUGUGGGAAUUUCUUUUGUACUAUACCCCCCUUUUUGAUAAAGGGAAAUGGCAGCCAAAUUGGUGAUACAUACUCACUACUUUUUAUUUACUUCUCUAUUGAUCCCC
Scheffersomyces amazonensis is the source of this 4125-nucleotide messenger RNA. It is a transcript of the gene SLA1, whose product is annotated as cytoskeletal protein-binding protein. The record is from RefSeq and is a predicted model, not a curated record. The transcript has 4 exons. Lineage: Eukaryota; Fungi; Ascomycota; Pichiomycetes; Serinales; Debaryomycetaceae. Gene Ontology annotation, biological process: actin cortical patch assembly. Gene Ontology annotation, cellular component: nucleus. The coding region runs from base 132 to 3743 and encodes 1203 amino acids. Gene Ontology annotation, molecular function: identical protein binding; protein-macromolecule adaptor activity; cytoskeletal protein binding.